This is a messenger RNA of Rhododendron vialii, 2360 nucleotides long. Its product is annotated as probable inactive receptor-like protein kinase At3g56050. The coding region runs from base 575 to 2125 and encodes 516 amino acids. The record is from RefSeq and is a predicted model, not a curated record. Gene Ontology annotation, molecular function: protein kinase activity; ATP binding. Gene Ontology annotation, biological process: protein phosphorylation. The transcript has 6 exons. NCBI's taxonomy places the organism in Eukaryota, Viridiplantae, Streptophyta, Magnoliopsida, Ericales, Ericaceae.
GGUGUCGGGAGCAGGUGAAUAUUCUCCUCGCUCGAGAAAGCGUGAACUUGACCCCUCCCAUCUAUCGAUAAAAGAGACGCACAGAGAACGACCUGAUACAUUAAUGGAGGGGAGGGAGGAACCUUGACAUGUCAUCGCCGGCACCUUGAAAACAAAAACUCCAUUCGUCGUCUCUGAGAUUAUUCUCCACAGAAGACUCAUCCAAACCCUUCCCUCACGAAUUCCCUUCAAAACCUUACCUCACGAAUUCCCUUCAAUUUUUGUACCCCACACAAGACUUAUCCAAAUCGCACUGUAUCCAACUCAAGUCGCCUUUUCAGCUCCUUUGGAAGUCAAAAAGGCCUCCGUUUUCCUGUUUUGUUUUCACGCGGUUUUCCAUUCUCAUAACCCGUGAGCGCAUUUAAGAUCCCCAUCUCUACAAAAUUCCCACUGGUUUUGUUCGCAGUUUGGCUUUUGUUUGAGCUGUUGCGCUGUUUUCCGAGUCGACUCGGUGUUCGGACUCGCGCGCAUGAUCCGAGUUCUGGAGGGAGAGACCUAGGUUUUUGUUUCGUGUUUGUUGAGGCUGAGGGUUGCGAUGAUCGAGAUUUGGAGGUUUACAGAGCGUCGGUCUGCGAUUUUUCUACUCGUCGGGUGUGUGCUGUAUCAGAAUUUGAGCUCGUGUUGGUCUUUAAACGAGGAAGGUUUGGCUUUGUCGAAUUGGAAUGAUGGCUUCCGAAUACUGGAUCCGUGUUCGUGGUUUGGCUUGGAUUGUUGGAAUACAAAUGUUUUGGUCUUGAACAAUGCUAAAACUGGCAGUUCUGCUCCUCGGAAGCUUCUAGAUAAGCAUGCUCCAGUUCCACCAAAAGCAGCUUAUGCUACGUUGUCAUCACCUUCUUCAUCUCCAUCUCCAUCACCAUCUCCCAAAUCUAGGGCUUCAUCAUCUUCUCCAUCGCCAUCGCCAAGAUCAGACGCUCCAUAUUCUUCCCCUUCCCCAUCUCCCACACCCUCCACUGCCCCUACUCCUGAUGCUUCUUCGCAUUCCUUCGACAGUCCAACGACUCCGAUGCCUUCGUCGACUGCAGAAAACACCAGUGAAAGUUCCAACUCAAACAGUCAUCGAGCUCUAAUAAUAUGUGCAGCCACAGUGGGUCCUAUGCUGCUUUUUUCUUUGGUCAUUGGCAUAUUCUUUUGUCGAGGCAACAAGAUAGUUGCAGUCAGACCCUGGGCCACAGGAUUAAGUGGACAGCUGCAGAAAGCAUUUGUAACUGGUGUGCCAAAGCUCAAGAGAGCAGAGCUUGAAGCAGCUUGUGAAGAUUUCAGUAACGUGAUUGGUUCUUCACCAAUUGGAACAGUAUACAAAGGGACUUUGUCUAGUGGGGUUGAAAUUGCUGUUACCUCAAUUGCUGUGACAUCUGCCAAGGAGUGGUCAACUAAUCUGGAAGCUCAAUUCAGGGACAAGAUCAACUCAUUAUCAAAAGUGAAUCACAAGAAUUUUAUGAAUCUUCUUGGCUAUUGUGAGGAGGAUGAGCCUUUCACCAGAAUGUUGGUCUUUGAGUAUGCUCCAAACGGGACACUCUUUGAGCAUUUACACAUAAAAGAAGCAGAACACUUGGAGUGGGGGAUGCGGAUGAGGAUUACAAUGGGCAUAGCAUACUGCCUUGAUCACAUGCACCAACUCAAACGACCAAUCGCCCACAAAAACCUCCACUCUUCAUCUGUCAAUCUAACCGAAGAUUACGCAUCAAAGGUGUCAGAUUUUGUUUUGUUGGACAAAGUAGCUGCCGCUGAGAUGGACUCACAUCCAGAAAGCAAUGUAUAUAGUUUUGGUGUCGUUUUGUUUGAAAUAGUUACCGGUAGACUUCACAGUGGGUCAAUUGAGGACUGGGCGUCGGAUUACUUGAGAGGGGACCGUUCCCUUAGAGACAUGGUGGAUCCAACUUUAAAAUCUUUCCAAGAGGAGCAGAUUGAACAAAUAGAUGAAGUGAUUAAAUCCUGUGUCAACCCUAACCCUAAGCGAAGGCCACAAAUGAAAGAUGUCACUGCAAGGUUGAGAGAGAUAACAUCUAUAGGACCCGAUGGGGCUGUCCCUAAACUCUCUCCUCUUUGGUGGGCAGAGCUUGAGAUUCUGUCUGUAGAAGGAAGUUGAUAGAUCAAGUUGAGCCUGCGAUUCCGCACUUAUUAUUAGUUUUUGUGUGUUCUUCUUGUGAGCCAAAAAGGCAACUUUCCAUGUAUACAAGUAUACAACAGAGGUAAAAACAAGGUUGAAUCUUUAUUGCUGUGUUCUUUUGUUUGUUUUGUUCAUUUGUAAGCUGUUAAAAUGCAGAUGUAAAGCAAAUGUAAAUGUCAACUUAUUGAAGUAUCAAGUUUUUCAAUCUUUUCCA